CACCAUUUCGCUUGGAUCUCAUUUUCCAAAUGGGGCGAAACAAGCGCAAUCCCCCACCGAACCGUACUCUGGCUCCACCGCCGCCUGCCGACGCCCCUGUCCGGCUCCCCGUUGUGACGGUAGAAGAGGGCGGCGACAUCGCCGCCAUUCGUGCUUACUGCGAAAAGGCCCUCGUAUGCCUCCAGCGGGGCAACGAGCCCAAGGCGUUGCGGCUCAUGAAGGAGGCCCUCGCUCACCACGGUGAGGGGUCGCCACUUCUCCUCCGUGCGCAUGCCACAGUGCAUGCAUGCGCCGCUGACGUCCUCAGUGACCCCGCAGCCCGCGCCCGCCACCACCAAGCCACGCUCCAAGCCACCCAUCGCGCCAUCAAUCUCGCACCAGAUUCUGUUGAGCUCGCCCACUUCCAUGCCACACUCCUCUUUGAAACCGCCUCCAAUUCUCACGACUACGAGAAAUCGGCUGCCGAGUGCAAGCGUGGUCUCAAUAUUGAGGCGCCCUCUGACCCGGCAUCCCACUCCCUGCUGCUUCCAGCCCGCAACAUUGAGCAGAUCAGAUCUCAGCUCAACACACUAAUGGAGAAGGCCCAUGUGGCAUCCGUGUCUAAGUGGCUCAAAUCCAUCGGUGAGGAUGACAAGUUGGCGCAGCUUUGCCUGGCUGACAAAACCAUUGAGCCCGACCUUGCCCCUGUGGGAACCAGUGAGGAUAUAAAGACUCUUCACGAAUACUUCACCGAGAAGGUCGAUUUGCUAGCUGCUAAGAUAUUGAUGCAGGAGAAGCAGCAGGAACAGCAAAAUGGGUUCAAGAAGGCUACAAAGACCCCCGAGGAGCGCCGCAUGGAGAUCGAGGUGCAAGUCACUGCAAUGAGGUUGCUAGAGCAGCAUCAGCAACACAGUGUUGUUGGUGCUACCUCCUCACCACCACAUUCACCGGAAGACGAAGGUCCCUCCACAUCAUCUCGGUUUCAUGUGUGACAUCGUCAUGUUUGAUCCUUUCAUGUAUACCUGAGUUUGUCUAGGGCUAGGCACAAGUUCCCUUCCCUUUCGCUAAUUAGCCGUGCUGCUUCAUUUUGUAGCUGGCUACUGAACUCUUGUUGUUUCCAGCUUGUAGCUAAGUGUGUUUGAGAACAAUGCAGUGAGAAAUUAAGCAUCUGGACCUUAUUUAUAUGCAUGCUUUUGUUUACUUGCAAUCUAA
Brachypodium distachyon (stiff brome) is the source of this 1191-nucleotide messenger RNA. RefSeq lists its product as uncharacterized. Lineage: Eukaryota; Viridiplantae; Streptophyta; Magnoliopsida; Poales; Poaceae. The transcript has 2 exons. Bases 30 to 971 code for a protein of 313 amino acids. The record is from RefSeq and is a predicted model, not a curated record. Gene Ontology annotation, molecular function: protein binding.